UUGUGUCAGUUUGGUUUCUUCACCUAGGAACAGCCUGUGCGAUCUUGUUUUAGUUUGUCGGACCAGUUGUGAACAAAUUGAACGUUAGGGCAUCAAUAAACCUUAAACAAAUCGUUUGAAAUGCCUACGGAUUUGGACGGUAUCGAAAUACUGGCAUUAGGCCGCCAGUUUAACAUAGGGACACUGUACAAUUAUGUCGACGAUAUCAUCAUACCAAGUAUUCGCUUAUGGGGCCCAGAUGAUGUGUCCGAUUCAGCCGUUGUCGAUGAAACGAAAGAAAAUGCGGAAGUUUUUAUAAAGACGUUCCAGCAAACCAACGAAGAAGACGAGAAUCUUGAAGAAAUAGAAGACCAGGCGCCGUUCCUCUCCAAUUUAGGAAUGGACGAUCACACGGCCAUGAGUUUAAUGGCCGGACUGUUGCGUCCAUCUCUAAAGGGAGCUUGGCAAUAUGCGGCUGAUUGGGUCGAUUCGAAGGACGAAUUAUUUAGCCAUGGAGCUCAUGUGGCAGUCCAUUGCUGCCAUUCUGAAAAAAAUAUCUCUUUCGAUCCUGAGAUUGAAUUGGACAUCGUCUGCCGGCCAGAAAAGCUAAUGCAAAAUCAGGCAACUCACGUCGUCAUUGCAAUCACGUACGGCCUUGAGGCCUUUUGCAUCUUCUCUCAGGGCAAUCAAGUCAACACUUAUGCUCGUAUCUUUAAAGACCAGCUGGUGAACGAAGGUGAAACUUUGGAACCCGAUCAGGACGAAGAAAGGGACGAAGAGGAUGGUGGACAUUGCUCUAUCCCAAAAGACUUGAAAUGCCUUCUCUACAGCGAUCUAGUGGAUAUUCAAGAUGGCAAAAAUUGGACAUUGAAGCCUGUCGCAGAGCAGUACGAAUCCUGCAGGAAAAUACUGGAAAGCGGAACAGAAAAGACCAUCCCGCUGAGAGUGUGGUUGUAUCCACUCAACAAGCUGAUGGCUGUCAAGGAAAGAGUUGCUAAAAUGCCCCAAAAUGUUAAAGAUGUCUCGCGGGAAUUGCUCUUCCGUUGCCAAGUUAUGUUGAGCCGUUUUCAUGGAAUCUGUCUGGAAGCGGAACUGUUGGCUGAAGAAUUGAAAGGACAAGAAAGUCACCAAUGCAUUCCAUCGACAGCCAGCAAAAGAAUCAAGCACUUUAAAGAGUUGAUAAUGCAAUUUCUGCCAACUUUCAUCAAAGCCCUGUCUGUAUGGACUGCUCAAAUUCGUCGUGGAACGGGUCAAGAAAACAAAAUGGCCAAAAUCAUCGAUGCAUUGGAGACCCAGUCACCAUUCAUUGCUGAAAAGCUGAAACACUGGCUCAAUCUACAGAGACAGGAAUUGAAAACUUUAAAGAGUCUGGAUAAAUUGCCUGGUGUGCUUGUUGUGUCGAUCAUGGAACGCCUUGAAAAAGAAAUCAGAAACGGAGGCAAUGGGUCGUACGCCGUCGUUCUUCAUCUGCCCAGUCCGAGAGAAGAAUUAAACUCUUUAGUUAACGAGAUGAAUCGUUAUAUCGACGAUUUUAAUGCAUCUGCAUCAACGAACUGGAUGAUUGUGACAAGGGCAAGUAGCAACCAGCAAACAACAGCGAAGACGACGUCCCCCAUAUUUUGUCAAAUGUUCCCGUCUGGCCAAGAAUUUUCCAACUGGAUUACGAAUCACAAUUCAGAUACCAAGAACGUCCGCUACAUCAUCUUUUACGACGAAUGCACUGAACUAACAUUGCCAUUCACAAGAUUAUACGAGGGCGGCAGGGCAGAGACUCCUCCGUUGGAUUUCACCAUCCCAAAGGCUCCUGGACAAGUGAUGGUUACAAAGAAUCGCCGUGGUGUGAUCGGAUUGCGUUGGACGGCUGAUGAUACGACCGGACUACGCCACUAUCUGGUCCAGUAUCGCGCAGUGGAUGGGCAAGAAGAGCAUUGGCAUUCCGUCCAGAAGUCUGCAAACACAAUCGAAAUUGAUUACCUUCAAUCAGGUGAGACUUACGUGUUCAGGGUGGCAGCAGAGACACUUGGAGGAAGGAGCCCUUUCAGCCCUGUCAGCUGCGAAGUAACAAUAGAUCCAGUUUGUCAGCCACCAACUGGAUUGCAAGCUGAGGAGGUGACUGACACGAGCAUUUCUGUCUCGUGGCAUCAUCAACCUUACUUGGACAAUGAUGACGAAGAUGGCUACUUGUAUAAUGAGGAAGGCGGUUAUAACGACUACCAUGACAUCAGCAAUCAAGAAAUCAUCAUUACCUCUUUCUCUGUCGAAUGCUGGAAGGGCGAUAGCCGUCACGAAUCGACAUUCAUUCAACGAACUACGACGAACAAGAGCAUCGUAUUAGAGCCGCUAGAUCCAGGUGCGACUUACUACGUUCAAGUUAGGGUUGAAUGCAAAAACGCCAGUGGCUCUACUUUCUAUAGCCCGGCGUCAGAGAUUUUGCAAACUUGUACAUUGCAAGAGGCAGAGCGAGCAGCGAUCAUCGUCCGUCGUAACAGCAAAAAAUGUUCCGCUUCGCCUGGAAUUGACGUUUACGAAUUGCCGUUGAAAGAACGUAGCAACGCACAAAUUCAAGGAGUCGGCCAUUACGUUUUCGGUGAGCCGAGUUAUCUUGCACUGGCAGGUAAACGUCGACGAAGAACCAUCUUGGUACUGGGUGCCACCGGAUCAGGUAAGAGUACGCUCAUCAACGCCAUGGCGAAUUACGUACUUGGCGUCGAGUGGGAAGAUGAUUUCCGCUUCAAGUUGAUCAACGAACCAGCAGACAAAUCGCAGGCUCACAGUCAGACGAAUAAGGUAACUACCUACGAUUUUUACGAGAUGAAGGGCUUCCGUUUGGAUUAUUCGCUGACCAUCGUCAAUACUCCGGGAUUCGGUCACACUGGCGGAAUCGAAAGAGACAAGAAAAUUAUGCAGCAAAUACAAGACUAUUUCAAAUGUCCUCACGGGAUUCAGCAAUUAGAGGUCGUUUGUUUCGUCGUCCAGUCGCCGCUCGCCAGAUUGACGGAAACCCAGCAAUAUAUCUUUGACCAGAUUCUAUACAUCUUUGGUAAAGACAUUAAAGAUAAUAUCCGCAUCAUGGUAACAUUUGCUGACAAUGUUUUGCCGCCAGUCCUCGACGUUGUCAAAGAGGCUAAAAUUCCGUCACCCAUCGACCCAAUUACCAAACUGCCACUUCACCAUAAAUUUAACAAUUCCAUUUUCUUCGAGACUAAUAAAAACAGCCGUCAAGUAAAUGAAUACAACCGGACUUACUUUGAGUUGGCCGUUAAAGGUUUCGACAAAUUCUUUGCCGAUUUGAGGAACAUGGAAGCCAAAUCCUUGACGCUAACCCGCGAAGUGCUCGAAGAACGAAAACGACUAGAAGUUCUUGUCGAAGGCCUUCAACUUCGUACCCAAAUCAAAUUGGCACGGAUCGACGAGUUCGAGCAAAUUAAGAAACUGCUGGCAGAGAAUCAACAACAAAUGGAUGAAAACAAGAAUUUUGAUUUUGAAGUCGAGUUUCUUGUUCCAAAGUCGACGGACAUCAGCGGCACGGGCCAGUUCACCACCAACUGUCAAAAAUGUACCACAACGUGCCAUUUUCCUUGUUCGCAAGCAAGUGACGCCGAUAAACAUCGUUGUUCCGUCAUGGAUCCAAAUGGAAUCUGCAGAAUCUGCAAGUGCCCGUGGAACGUUCAUUUCAAUCAAAAGUACAGGUACGAAAUGGUGAAGGAAAAAGUGCAGCGUUCAUCAGAAGCCAUCCGGAAGCAAUACCAAGGAGCCAAAGCCGAAGCACUGACUAAUCAAGAAUUAUUGGCUGAAAUUCAGACGGAGAUUGAUCAAUAUGAAAAGCAGCUGAUGGAGCUGGAGCAGGCUACUUCUCCUUGUAUACAGCGCUUGGACGAGAUCGCUCUAAAGCCUCACACGCUCUCCACACCGGCUUAUAUUGACCUGAUGAUUAAAACUGAGAAACGAGAGAAUCGUUUUGGAUGCCAGCAGAGAAUCAAUACUCUACAAAGACUUCACCAACAAGCCGAGAUGAUGAUCAAACUGGUGAACGCCCAUCAAAUUCUUAAAACGUAGCUUCCGACACCACAGUCCAUGCUGUUGAAAGCUGAUUCUGUCAACAGUUGGUUCUCACCGCCAUCUGCAAUUCGAUUUUGCAACUAAAAGUUAAGAAUAAUUUGGGCUAUACGCCACUGGACUUUGGAACUCUCCGGUUUGACAUGUCAGUAUUCAAAAAAACGAAUUUCUUUGCUAUUUGCCCGUCAUGAAAUAAACGUGGCCUUCACUGUGAGCUAGUCGAUUUAUCAAAUUCGACUUGGCAAAAUUGUGUGGUCAUUAAAUACAA
Daphnia magna is the source of this 4303-nucleotide messenger RNA. RefSeq lists its product as uncharacterized. Bases 121 to 4035 code for a protein of 1304 amino acids. The transcript is spliced from 2 exons. Gene Ontology annotation, molecular function: GTP binding; protein binding. NCBI's taxonomy places the organism in Eukaryota, Metazoa, Arthropoda, Branchiopoda, Diplostraca, Daphniidae. The record is from RefSeq and is a predicted model, not a curated record.